GGCCCGAUAAGGAAAACAGGUCAAGUAUUCCGGGACGGAGGGAGUACCUUACUAAUAAAAACAAUCAGUAAUUGAAUACAGCUGGUGAUAAACCUUUAAAAUGGGCCACGUUUAUUGAUAAGUACGACAACACAACACGAGCCAGACACAAAAAAUGCUGGUUAUUGUUAAGAGUUUAGUUAUUAUCACAUAACACGUUUUAAUUAAACGGGUGUUAAGAGUUUUUCAACUCGGUUAUGCUCAGAACACGACAAAUUUAAAAUUUCAAGUUAUUGCUUUGUUUUGAAUUGUUGACUUGUUCAGUUUACCCGGAGCUCGUGGUCCUCGAGCUCCAUCAAUCCACAAUUUCCCUCGCGCAACGCGUGAUCUUUUCUUGCUGAAUAUAUAGCAAUUCUGUCUGGUUUUCACCGUACAAUCUGAGAUCGACACAUAAUGGAGCUUUCAAACCCUACCACAACCCCUACCUUAAACGCAACCCAACCCUUACGAGGCUAUUUCAUUCCAUUAAUCACAGUUCCAAGCCACAUUUCCAAUCUUGUUGACAUUGCUAAACUCUUCUCAUCACGGGGAGUACAUGUGACUAUCCUCACCACCCACCACACCUCCCUCCGCUUCAAACAAUCCAUACAUGAUUGGGGCUUCAAAAUCGACCUCCACAUCGUCGACUUCCCGUUCAGGGAAGUCGGCUUACCGGAAGGAGUGGAAAAUUACAGUGAUGCCACCCCUGAGCAAGCAAGCCAGCUUUUCCAGGCCUUUAUGAUGCUUCAGAAGCCUAUGGAGGAUGCCAUUCGGGCUGCUAAGCCCGACUUCAUCGUUUCCGAUAGGUAUUAUCAUUGGUCUACUGAUCUUGCACGUGAGCUUGCUAUUCCACGGCUCAUCUUUCAUGUCAGAUGUUAUUUUGCAUUGUGUGCUGCUGAGGUUGUUGCCAAGUUUGCCCCUCAUGAGAAGGUUGAAUCUGACACUGACCUCUUUUUCCUUCCUGACCUCCCUGAUACCAUCCACAUGACCCGUUUGCAGCUUCCCGAAUGGAUUCAGACCCGAAACAUGUUCACUGUUCUCAAUGAGAGAAUGGACGAGGCCGAUAGGGAGUGCUACGGUGUUAUUGUAAACAGCUGCUACGAGUUGGAGAGAGCUUAUGCUGACUUCUACCGCAGCAACUUGGGUCGACGUGCUUGGUGUAUCGGUCCCUAUCCGGUACACUGCGACAAGGUUGGUAAAAAGAAAGGAGAUGACAGCAAAAAACAUUCAUGUUUUGAAUGGCUUGAUAAAAUGGGAGAAGGAGAAGUUAUAUACGUGAGUUUUGGCACUCUGUCGUGUUUCAGCCCUGCUCAAAUCUCAGAGCUGGCUACUGCACUCGAAAUGUCUGGUCACCCGUUUAUCUGGGUAGUAAGGAAUGGUGAGAAAUUGUUACCUGAUGGAUUUGAAGAAAGAAUUACAGAGCAGGACAAAGGGGUGUUAAUAAAAGACUGGGCGCCACAAGUGAAAAUACUUGAGCACCCAGCUGUAGGCGGAUUUCUGACUCAUUGUGGAUGGAACUCAACUGUAGAAAGUUUAGCAGCAGGUGUGCCAAUGGUCACAUGGCCGCUUGGUGCCGAGCAAUUCUUCAAUGAAAAGUUGAUUAGUGGAGUUUUGAAGGUGGGGGUCGAGGUCGGGUCUGAGAAGUGGAGUAGGGGUAUAGUACCGAAUACUGAUAUGAUUGAGAAGGAUAAAAUAGAAAGGGCGAUUAAAGAGCUGAUGAGUAAAGAACCCGAGGCCGAGGAAAGGAGGCAGAAGGUUAAGGAGUUGAGUAAGGCUCCAAGAAAUGCGGUUGAAGAAGGUGGUUCGUCUCGUAACAAUUUAAGUGAUUUGAUUGAAAAAUUACAACGUUUAAAGGCGAAUGAAAUAUCAGUGUCCACAAACUCAGAAUAACCUUCUGCAGUUUAAAGUUCUUGCAGAAAUUUUGGAGCGAGCUUUUGAAAAAUGCCCUUCUUUAAGUGGCAAGUUGUUUACUUAGUCAUAUAAAUAAAUCUUCACUAGCUUGUGGGAUGGGGCAUUACACUAAGUACAUGUGUACUUAUUUGUGAAUGUUAUAAUCCUCAUAAUCAAGUCAUUUUUAUUUCAUUUAUUUAUUCGGUUUCAUCAGA
Messenger RNA from Spinacia oleracea (spinach), 2123 nucleotides. Its product is annotated as soyasapogenol B glucuronide galactosyltransferase. The record is from RefSeq and is a predicted model, not a curated record. Lineage: Eukaryota; Viridiplantae; Streptophyta; Magnoliopsida; Caryophyllales; Amaranthaceae. Bases 433 to 1908 code for a protein of 491 amino acids. Gene Ontology annotation, molecular function: UDP-glucosyltransferase activity. The transcript has a single exon.